GGCCCUGUCAUGCCUGGCAGCCACUCUGUUGAACGAUUUGUAAUUGAAGAGAACCUUCACUGCAUCAUCAAAUCCCACUGGAAGGAGAGAAAGACUUGUGCUGCACAGCUGUUGAGCUAUCCAGGAAAUAACAAGAUCCCCUUGAACUACCACAUAGUAGAGGUAAUAUUUGCAGAAUUGUUUCAACUUCCAUCUCCACCACACAUUGAAGUCAUGUACACAACGCUUCUGAUUGAACUGUGCAAGCUUCAGCCUGGCUCUUUACCACAAGUUCUUGCACAAGCCACAGAAAUGCUCUACAUGCGUUUGGAUACAAUGAAUACAACAUGUGUGGAUAGAUUUAUUAACUGGUUUUCUCACCACUUGAGCAACUUCCAGUUCCGUUGGAGCUGGGAAGACUGGUCAGAUUGUCUUACUCAGGACCUUGAAAAGCCCAAACCCAAAUUUGUGAGAGAGGUUUUGGAAAAGUGCAUGCGACUCUCCUACCAUCAGCGAAUAAUAGACAUUGUUCCUGCAAGUUUUUCCGUCCUCAGUCCUGCUAAUCCGGUGUGCAUUUACAAAUAUGGAGAUGAAAGUAAUAGGUCUCUUCCUGGCUAUACUGUGGCACUCUGUUUAACAAUCGCAAUUAAAAAUAAGGCCAGUAAUGAUGAAAUCUUCAGCAUUUUAAAAGAUGUGCCUAAUCCAAACCAGGAUGAUGAUGAUGAUGAAGGAUUUACUUUCAACCCUCUGAAAAUAGAAGUCUUUGUUCAGACCCUGCUGCACCUAGCUGCAAAGUCUUUCAGCCACUCCUUCAGUGCCCUGGCCAAGUUUCAUGAAGUCUUCAAAACACUUGCUGAAAGUGAUGAGGGGAAACUCCAUGUUCUGAGGGUUGUAUAUGAGGUUUGGAAGAAUCAUCCACAGAUGAUUGCUGUGCUUGUGGACAAGAUGAUUCGGACACAAAUUGUUGAUUGUGCUGCAGUAGCAAACUGGAUCUUCUCUUCAGAGCUUGCACAUGAUUUUACUAGGUUUUAUAUCUGGGAGAUCUUGCAUUCCACAAUUCGUAAGAUGAAUAAGCAUGUUCUGAAGAUUCAUAAAGAACUGGAGGAGACGAAGGCAAGAUUGGCCAGGCAGCACAAAAGACGAGACAGUGAUGAUGAUGAUGACGACGAUGACCGAAGCAGCGAUCGGGAAGAUGGACCCCUGGAAGAGCAGAUAGAGCGCUUGCAAGAGAAAGUAGAAUCAGCCCAGAGCGAGCAAAAGAAUCUCUUCCUUGUUAUAUUCCAGCGUUUCAUUAUGUUGUUAACUGAGCACUUAGUGCGCUGUGAAACUGGUGGAAUUGAUGUAUUUACACCUUGGUACAAGAGCUGUAUAGAGAGGUUGCAGCAAAUCUUCCUACAGCAUCACCAGAUAAUCCAGCAGUACAUGGUGACCCUAGAGAACCUCCUGUUUACAGCUGAACUGGACCACCACAUACUGGCUGUGUUUCAGCAGUUCUGUGCUCUUCAGGCCUGAGGAUUAUUCACAGGCAGAGUCUUGUCUGCAGGACUUUAAUGAAUUUAUUUUUUUCUUUUUUUAAUGGGAAAACUUGACAUGGGGAUGGAAGAAAUUUUUGACUAAAACUGGCUUUCAUGUGCUC
Pelecanus crispus (Dalmatian pelican) is the source of this 1615-nucleotide messenger RNA. The record is from RefSeq and is a predicted model, not a curated record. NCBI's taxonomy places the organism in Eukaryota, Metazoa, Chordata, Aves, Pelecaniformes, Pelecanidae.